Molecule: messenger RNA, 2906 nt
Organism: Spinacia oleracea (spinach)
Lineage: Eukaryota; Viridiplantae; Streptophyta; Magnoliopsida; Caryophyllales; Amaranthaceae
Product: two-component response regulator-like PRR73
Exons: 10
Coding region: 345-2621 (758 amino acids)
Biological process (GO): cytokinin-activated signaling pathway; phosphorelay signal transduction system
Molecular function (GO): protein binding
Source: RefSeq, a predicted model, not a curated record
AUAUACAUAUCUUCUGAUCUGCUUCUUUUGUUCUAUACUGCUCCUUCUUUUACAGGACACCCAUUCAUUCAUUCUUAUUAAAAUAUUCUAAACAAAUUUGAGGCGAGUUCAAGUUCGAGUUCGAUCUUUUAUUAAACAAGAUUAAAUUUGGGGGACUUGUUAAUAUCGGGGGUUGUAGGUACGGAAUCAUCUUGCUGAGCUUAGCUGAACAGGGGAUUUUAGAUGGGGUAAUUGAAGGGUUUUUCAUAUGUCGAAGGCGUGUUCUGUUCGAAGAUGCAGGGGUCGUUCAAUAGACAUGAUGUGUUCUUUUGCAUAAUUGUAAUUGAUCAUUUUGAGUCUGGUUGAUGAGGUCCAUUCAGAAAAAUGAAAAUGGUUACGGUGGUGUGAAGGUUGUGGCAGAGCUUAAUCAAUAUAUAGAUGCUGAAAAGAGAGGAGGUAGGGGUAGGGUUCCAGGUGAAGGACAGGGGCUUUCCGAGGAAGAUGAAUUGAGAAUUAUCGAUGAUGGUGAGGAUGCAAAUAGCAGGCGUUCAGCGAGUUCUGUUCAGCUUCCUAUGGUCACUCAUAUGCCUCAGUCGCAAAUCCAAGGGCGGGUUCGUUGGGAUAGGUUUCUUCCUUUUGGAUCUCCCAAGGUUUUGCUUGUAGAAAGUGACGACUCAACUCGUCAUGUUGUUACUGCUUUGCUACGGAAUUGUAGCUACGAAGUCACACCAGUGUCAAAUGGUAUAGAAGCAUGGAAAAUCUUAGAAGAUUUAAACCAUCAGAUUGAUCUGGUCUUGACUGAGGUAGUCACAUCUGGACUAUCUGGUAUUGGUCUUCUGUCCAAGAUAAUGAGUCACAACAGCUGCCAGAAUACUCCUGUCAUUAUGAUGUCAUCUCUUGAUUCAACUAGUUUAGUCUUAAAAUGCUUGUCCAAGGGUGCUGCUGACUUUCUGGCGAAGCCUAUAAGGAAAAAUGAACUUAAAAACCUUUGGCAGCAUGUAUGGAGGAGAUGUCACAGUUCUAGUGGUAGCAAUGGUGACAGCUGCAUACGGAAUGAAAAAUCUAUUGGCGCCAAAUGCGCUGAUGAGUCGAACAAUGACACUGGCAGCAACAACGAAAAUGACAAAAGAAGUAUUGGUUUACAAGCUCAGGAUGGAAGCGACAAUGGAAGUGGCACUCAGAGUUCAUGGACAAAAAGGGCAGCAGAAGUUGACAGCCCCCAGCGAUCAUCUGCUUGGGAACAAGCAACUGAUCCAGAUAAUAGUACUUGUGCUCAGGCCAUUUACCCAAUGCCCGAGGCAUUUGCCAGCAGCUGGAUGCCUGGAGCCAUGCAGGAACAGGAUAAUCAACUUGAAAAUGUCCCGAUGGGAAAGGACUUGGAGAUUGGAGCACCUAGAAAUACAGAUUCACUGAUAAAUGUACCAAACAGAAAGGUGACCAUAUCAACUACUGCUGAGAAGUUCCAAACUUCACAGAUAGACCUGAACCAGAAAAAUGAUGGUCAGAAUUUUGAUGAUGAGAAUCAGGAGAUGAGCAAUGAUAAACCUAAAGGUGAAUGGAAUCAACAGGAUAUGAACUUACCAGGAGAAGGUUUCAGCACUGAUGAACAUCAUGAAGGAAAUUUAGUAUCUGAUGCACUGCCAUUUCCUUCUGAAAUUUGUAAAAACAAUGACCAAGUCAUGAAACAUGCCGAGGAAUUGCCUUCACUUGAGCUCAGUCUGAAGAGGGUGGGUGAUGUUGCAGACACAAGUACUAAUGUCUUGGACCAAAAUAUCCUCAGGCACUCGCAGCUUUCAGCCUUCACCAGGUACAAUACAGGUUCAGCUGGUAACCAAGGCCAAACAGGCAAUGUUGGUAGUUGCUCUCCACCAAAUAACAGUUCAGAAGCAGCAAAGCAAUCCACUGAUCCUCCGAAUCAAAUUUCUAAUAGCAGCAGUAACAACAACAACAUGGGUUCUACUACUAAUGGAUCUUUCACAAAGCCUACUACGGCCACUGCAAAGUCAACAGUCAACGAUUCUCAACAAUCAUCCGUGUUUCAUCCACUGCAAAUUGGUAACACCAGUGUUGCAUCAUUAAAUGCUGCUGUAAUGCAAGAAAAUGGGAUGGGCCAUCAGCAACUCAAGACCCAACAUCACCAUGACCAUCAUCAUCAUCAUCAUCAUAAUUUCCAUGGUGUACAAAAGAUUCCUCCCCAGGAUGAUAUGUCAAAAAGCACCCUACAAUGUGGAUCCUCCUCGAAUGGUUGUAGAGUGCCAACUGAAGCAAAUGCCGCCAACUGCAGUGUAAAUGGGAGUGCAAGCGGAAGUAAUCAUGGUAGCAACGGAAGUAGUGCUGUUGUGAAUGCUCAAGGAACAAACAAGGUCAAUGGUAAUAGUGGGACAGCUACAAAAGAUGGUGCAGAUAAUGGAAGUGGUAGUGGAAGUGGAAGUGGAAUUGGUAGCGGUGUUGGUUUAGAUCAAAAUCGAUCAGCACAACGAGAAGCUGCAUUGAACAAAUUCCGUCUGAAGCGAAAAGAAAGAUGCUUUGACAAAAAGGUGCGAUACCAAAGCAGAAAGAAGUUAGCCGAUCAAAGACCACGUGUUCGUGGGCAAUUUGUGCGCCAAGAGCGAGAAAACAAAGCAAAUAAUGCAGAUAGCUAACACAAUCUCAUUCCAAAAGUCGCCGUCAAGAUCAUUCAUGCCACUCUAGUGUUAGCUGUCUACAUAUGUAUAAGAAUUCAAUUUUCUCUCUUUCUUUUUAAUUUUUAUUAAUGUCUACAUGAGGUACUAAAUACUGUAAAACCUCAUCGACUCUGUUUCUUUUAGACUGUAGGAAAACAUGUUUUCCUUUGUGUUUUCAUGGUUCCUAUUUUGAGCUGUGUUCACUACUUUUUAACAUGGUAGCCCCAACCCAGGGUUGCCUCUGGAAAUAAGCUUCUCUUUUAA